GACAACAAAUUUUCACAUUUUUAAAUUUUAUUUUCGAGAUAAAAUGGAAUCGACAAUAGAUAUCUCAAAGUUUCGUGUAAAGGGUGCUGACGCCGACGUUCCCUACCGCAGAUUCAACACAUCUCUCAAGGACUGCAAUGCUGACCUUUUUAUCACAGCAUUUGCAGAGCAUAUGAAGCUCAAGGGAUACAUUGAGUGCCCCAAGUGGAUCGACUAUGCCAAAACAAGUGUAGCAAAGGAAUUGUCUCCGCAGAACCCAAACUGGUUCUACGUUAGGGCUGCCGCUAUCUUGCGUCACUUGUACUUUCACCCAGAUUCCGGUAUUGAUAGACUUAGGAAGGUUUACAGCAGCAAGAAGCGCAACGGAUCUGCUCCAAAUCAUACUUGCAGAGCCUCUGGAAAGAUUAUUCGUUCCAUUGUUCAGCAGCUCGAAUCGGUUGGUUUCCUUGAGCAGGACAUGUUGAAGCAUGGCAGGAGACUCUCUAGAAAGGGAUGUAACACUGUAAAUGCAUUUGCGAGGCAGCUGACCAAGGAGGUCCAUGCCCUCAAGGGUGCUCAGUAAUUUGUCUGGUAGUUU
Molecule: messenger RNA, 577 nt
Organism: Theileria equi strain WA
Lineage: Eukaryota; Apicomplexa; Aconoidasida; Piroplasmida; Theileriidae
Product: 40S ribosomal protein S19, putative
Exons: 2
Coding region: 44-562 (172 amino acids)
Biological process (GO): translation; ribosomal small subunit assembly
Cellular component (GO): ribosome; cytosolic small ribosomal subunit
Molecular function (GO): RNA binding; structural constituent of ribosome
Source: RefSeq, a predicted model, not a curated record